Dryobates pubescens (Downy woodpecker) is the source of this 1626-nucleotide messenger RNA. RefSeq names its product parathyroid hormone/parathyroid hormone-related peptide receptor. NCBI's taxonomy places the organism in Eukaryota, Metazoa, Chordata, Aves, Piciformes, Picidae. The transcript has 13 exons. Gene Ontology annotation, cellular component: plasma membrane. Gene Ontology annotation, molecular function: peptide hormone binding; G protein-coupled peptide receptor activity; parathyroid hormone receptor activity. The record is from RefSeq and is a predicted model, not a curated record. Gene Ontology annotation, biological process: cell surface receptor signaling pathway; adenylate cyclase-modulating G protein-coupled receptor signaling pathway. The coding region runs from base 1 to 1626 and encodes 541 amino acids.
AUGGAAGCAUCUGUCCCCGUCGGGGGUAUCUCGGUGGCUCUCCUCUGCUGCAGCCUCCUGAGUUCUGCGUGGGCUCUGGUCGACCCUGAUGAUGUCCUCACAAAAGAAGAGCAGAUCUAUCUACUGGUGGAGGCUAAGGAGAAAUGUCAGGGAGACAUAACAGCCCAGCUGGAGAAGAUCAAAGACACCAGCUGCCCUCCAGAGUGGGAUGGGAUCAUCUGCUGGCCAAAGGGCUCCCCCAGCCAGGAGGUGUCCGUGCCCUGCCCCGACUACAUCUAUGACUUCAACCAUAAAGGUCACGCCUACAGGUACUGCAGUGCCUAUGGGACCUGGGCCGUGGCUCUCAGCACCAACAAGACCUGGGCCAAUUACUCCGAAUGUGCUCCACUCUUCUCCCCCGAGGGCCGCAGCCGCCAGAAGGAGGUGUUUGACCGCCUGCACCUGAUGUACACCGUUGGCUACUCCCUCUCCCUGGCCUCCCUCAUUGUUGCUGUCUGCAUCCUUUCGUACUUCAAGCGCCUGCACUGCACACGCAACUACAUCCACGUCCACCUCUUCACCUCCUUCAUCUGCCGGGCCCUGAGCAUCUUCGUGAAGGACCUGGUGCUCUACUCGGGGCCAAUGGCCAGUGAGGCAGAGAAGGUCCAGGAGGACGACUUCAAGGCAGAAAUGGGUCCCUCGGCGGGACAGCGGAGUCACCUGGUGGGCUGCAAGGUGGCAGUGACCUUCUUCCUCUAUUUUCUGGCCACCAACCACUACUGGAUCCUGGUGGAAGGUCUCUACCUGCACAGUUUGAUCUUCAUGGCCUUCCUCUCCAACAAGAACUACCUGUGGGUCCUCAUCAUCAUUGGCUGGGGUCUCCCUGCUGUGUUUGUGUCUGUCUGGGCCAGCGUCAGGGCCUCCCUGGCUGAUACACAGUGCUGGGACCUCAGUGCAGGGAACAUGAAGUGGAUUUAUCAGGUCCCCAUCUUGGCUGCCAUUGUGGUGAACUUCUUCCUCUUCCUCAACAUUGUCCGAGUGCUGGCCUCCAAGCUCUGGGAGACAAACACAGGGAAGCUGGACCCCCGGCAGCAGUACAGGCAACUGCUGAAGUCCACACUGGUGCUGAUGCCCCUUUUUGGAGUCCACUACGUGGUGUUCAUGGCCAUGCCCUACACGGAAGUCUCCGGGGUGCUGUGGCAGAUCCAGAUGCAUUACGAGAUGCUCUUUAACUCCUCUCAGGGUUUCUUCGUGGCUUUUAUCUACUGCUUCUGCAACGGGGAGGUGCAGGCAGAGAUCAGGAAAGCUCACUUUCGGAGGAGCCUGGCGCUGGACUUGAAGCAGCAGGCUCGUGCCACCAGCGCAGGGGGCAGCUGCUGCUGUGGUGGGCUGGCCUCCCAUGCCACCACCAGCUUCAGCCUCAGCCUGGCAGGGCGAGGGGCAGGGAGCACACAGCAGCGAGGGCUGCUGCUCCCUGCCCGUGCCAGCCUGCCAGGCUACGUCCCCAGCUCCUUCGCCUCGGGGAACUUUUUGCCCUGCCCACCCCAGGCUGUGAGCCAGGAAGCCUGUGGGAAAAACAGAGUGGACUUGACAGACCUGAACCAGCAUCACCCCAACCUGAACAAAGAGCUGGAGACAAUGCUGUGA